AGCUGGGCUGUUCCGUGAACGCACCUCCCUCUUCCUGAGCGGCUUUUCCACUUCUGCAGCAGCACCGAAACGCCUUUACAGCUGAGUGGGUUUAAUCAGGCUCAGAUCCGAUUGGCAGACCCAGGUCAGGACCCACCAGAGCACAGUUAGGAUUAAACCAGGCGAACUCGCAAUAACUUGUGUGAAAGUGAGGAGAAGAGAGUGGGACACUCUGCAGCGCGGACUUAUCUCCCCAACAGGACGGGGGCUGGAUGUUUUUUAAGGGAUACCACUCAUUCUAACAUAAACAUACCCUCCCCAGCAGCAUCCUGAGAAGUCUCAGUCACUUCCACUGUGAGGGAGCAACAGGUUGAGCAGCACUGUGAAGGAGAGAGAAGCUCACCAUGCCGAGCAAAAGCCAGUAUCUGCGCCCCCGGCUUUGCACGCUGCACAAGGGGGAUAACGGCUACGGUUUCCACCUCCACGGGGAGAAGGGCAAGACGGGCCAGUUCAUCCGGCUGGUGGAGCCCGACAGCCCCGCCGAGACCUCGGGGCUGCGCGCCGGAGACCGGCUGGUGUUCGUCAACGGCGAGGACGUGGAGAGCGAGAGCCACCAGCAGGUCGUGUCCCGGAUACGAGCAACCGUGGGCCCGCUGGAGCUCAUCGUGGUGGACCCGGAGACGGAGCAGCUUCUGAAGAAGCACAACUUAAAGUGUCUAAAGGAGUACGUCUCCGAGGGGCUCCCCGUACCUCUGGAAGAGGAGGAGGUGGAGGAAAUGGUGGAGGUGGAAGAUGAGAAAGUGGCAGAGGAGGAGGUGGUGGUGGUGAAGGAGGACACGGAGGCAGACGGGACAGAAAACGGGGAUGUGAAGGUGACAGAGAUGGAAGAUGAAGAGGAGGUGGCAGAGCAGGAGCAAGAGGAGACACCCAGGGAGCCCACUCCGGCCCCUGUGUUACCGGAUAGGAACGGAGAGGUCCAUGGACAGGUGGAGAAGAAGCUGAGGAUCAGCUCCGAGAAGGAGGUGCGCAGUGAGCUGCGGCCACGUCUCUGCGCGAUCCAGCGAGGGCCCAACGGAUAUGGCUUCAACCUGCAUAGCGAGCGGGCGCGGCCGGGCCAGUACAUCAGAGCAGUGGAUGAAGACUCUCCAGCUGAGAGGGCCGGUCUGCAGCCCCAGGACAGGAUAGUAGAGGUGAACAGUGUUUCUGUAGAGGGGAAGACGCAUUCAGAGGUGGUCGCCACCAUUAAAGCGGGCGGGGACGUGACCCGGUUGCUCGUAGUGGACUCCGACACCGAUGCCUUCUUCAAGAGAUGCAGGGUGACCCCCACCUCCGAGCACUUAACUGGUCCACUUCCAGAGCCUGUUGUUAAUGGAGAAACAGAAGAGAAGGUGAAUGGUAGAGUGGCCAAAGAGCCAGAGAGGAACUCAAAGCUCUCCAUCAGUCCUUCUCCGUCCAAUGCGUCGUCCAACGCCUCACUCACAACCCCAACUGCACACACCCCGCCUGAGGGUCCAAUCACAAAUGCCAUCCCAGCACUUAACCUCACCCUGCAGCAGGUCAAGGAGCUCACCCACCAGAAACGAUCCAACAAGAGAGCUCCACCCAUGGACUGGACCAAGAAAAACGAGCUCUUCAGCAACCUAUAGGACACCUCCGCUUACCUAAAACACACAUUUUUAUUUUAGGAAAUCUUCCCAAGAGAUAUCAGAGAAAGGUAUUUUAUUAUGAGAAAAGAGAAACACACCUUAGAAAACUAAUGCUGUUCUGUAAAAUAUAGUAUUCUUCUAGGUAUUAUGCCUCAUGUUAUUAUAACCCAUUUAUAAUAAUGUAUAUUUUUCUGUGCUUUUAACCAGAAAUUAUAUAUGCCAAUGAAUCAGAGAUCUAUAUUCUGUUCAGGUGGGGCUAGAUAUUUCUUUUGUUUUUGUUUUCAUUUCUGGUGAGUGUCUGUGUAUGAUCAAGCAUGUCUGUUUGGCACGUGAGGAGAUGUGAAGGAGUUGCAGAUUUUAUUGACUCACUCCAAAAUCAUUGAAACCACUGACUUUUUUUGUUGUCCAAACACCCACAUGACCAACAGCCUGACCAAGUGUGACGGGUUUGGUUGGGUUUAAUGGUUGGGGCAAAACCUUUAAAAAAAAAACACAAAUCUGUCGUUCUUAUACCUAUUGUUGCUUUUAUUUUGUCCGUCCUGAAAGGCGAGCCAAAAAUGAUUAAUGUUUCAUGUAUUGUUCAUUAAUUUUAGGUGAAAAAGAUUUUUUAUUCCUCAUUUUUACAGAAGUAAUUAGUCAGAAGAUUACUUUUACCUGCUAAGAAGCCAUAAAGCCAAUAGAAAAUAGAACAUUUUGUCAUACCAUUCCUUUAUGAGACAAUGUAAAUAUUAUGUGGGGGGGGGGGAAGAAAAGUUAAUCACCUGCCUUUCGGGGCUUCCAUCAUUUGUCCUUCUUGUCACCUUUAAAAUUAUAUUUGUUGACAUUUUAAACUAAAACCCCCAUAUGAAUUCUUUAAAUUUUCACCUAAGAUAAACAUUGCUGCUUUGUUAUAAAAUUGUUUUAAUGUGAUCCAGCUCUUAGGGGGAACAGCUUAAACCUGGAAUUAACUAUAUUUUAAAUUGCAUUCUUGUUUAAUAUAUGUAUGUGUAUAUGUCUUUUAUCAUGUAUGUUUUUAGACUUCUGACUUAAGUUCUUAAGAUUUUAUCCAGCCAUAACAAAUGUGUACUUUAGUGUGAGCCACAUUGUAAAAUGGGAAACUUUCAGCGCCCCCUUAUGGCCAUCGCUGUAACUGCUCAUUGGUGCUCGGAUCACAAACGUUAACAGCUAGAGGUUUUUCUUCCUCCAGGAGAAAUGAGAAUGUAAGAGAUGUCUUAAAAACUGUUACUCUGUGUCACUUAGAUCCUCACAUGGGAUUUCUAUCCUUCAAUAGAUUCCAUAAGUAAUAACUGGAGUUGGGAAAUGUGGAGACAACAACUGAGUUUAAGGAAAGAUAUUUGUACUUUGUGCAAGCAAUAAGGAUUUUCCACUCUGUAGUGUGUCUGUCAUGGCAACAUUAUUGUGUUAUCUGAGAAUGAAUAAAAAUAUUCUCAAGUCCA
Messenger RNA from Girardinichthys multiradiatus, 3061 nucleotides. RefSeq names its product Na(+)/H(+) exchange regulatory cofactor NHE-RF1-like. The coding region runs from base 384 to 1625 and encodes 413 amino acids. NCBI's taxonomy places the organism in Eukaryota, Metazoa, Chordata, Actinopteri, Cyprinodontiformes, Goodeidae. The transcript is spliced from 6 exons. Gene Ontology annotation, cellular component: apical plasma membrane. The record is from RefSeq and is a predicted model, not a curated record. Gene Ontology annotation, biological process: protein localization to plasma membrane. Gene Ontology annotation, molecular function: protein-membrane adaptor activity; signaling receptor binding.